GAAUGAGCUGGACAAGGCAGCCGACGCCGCGCACACCUUCUUUUUGGCCAACCCAGAACACAUGGAGAUCCAGCAAGACCUCGACGAUUAUAAGACAAUGGCAGGGAAGGUGGACUUGGUUGACCGGGAGGCUCGGCCCCACAUGGAGGACUAUCUCUCGGGAGUUCGAUACUACGAUAAAGAGGAAUAUCACUUGGCCAUUGACUUCCUAGAGCGGGCGCUGAAGGAAUACGGUGUGGCUGACGCCGAGUGCCGGGUCUUGUGUGAAGGACCCCAGAGGUUUGAGGAAUAUGAAUAUCUGGAUUAUAAGGCCACCCUCUACGAAGCCAUUGCAGAGCAUUACAUGCAGGUCCUGCUGUGUCAACACGAGUGCGUGCGGGAACUCGCCACGCGGCCUGGGCGACUCUCGCCCAUCGAGAACUUCCUGCCCCUGCAUUAUGACUUCUUGCAGUUUGCCUACUACAGAGUGGGCGACUACGUCCAAGCGCUGGAGUGCACCAAGACGUACCUCCUGUUCCACCCAGAGGACGAAGCUGUCUUGGAGAAUGAGGAUUAUUAUAAGAGCCUCUUAGAAGGAUUUGUGGACCUGCGGGCCAUCAAACCCAGAGAGGAAGCUGCGACGUUCCUGAGGCGACAUAAGUUGGAAGCAGACUUGCUAGAGGCCGCAGCUGCCAACCUGGGCUUCUUAUACACAGAGCCGAGCUAUUGGAGCAUCUCUGGGUCUCGGCAGGAUGGCCAGAGGGCUUCUUCCGGGCCGCAGGGCAACCAAGCGGAUGGCCCUGGGAGUACGCCUGCCCAGAAGGAUUUGGCCAAAGUGGGCCACCAGCUGCAGGAAGGAGGCCCCCUUCUCUUCAACGAAGUGCAGUUUGUCUACAAUUCCAAGCAGCUGAAUGGGACACAGCGGGUGCUACUGGACAACGUCAUCUCGCAGGGAGAGUGCCAGGAGCUGCAGCACGUUGCCAAUCACAUUCUCAUGGCUGGUGAUGGAUACAGGGGGAAAACCUCACCCCACACCCCCAAUGAGAGGUUUGAAGGAGCAACUGUCCUCAAAGCGCUAAAGUUUGGCUACGAGGGGAGGAUCCCUUUGAAAAGUGCCCGCCUCUUCUACGAUGUCAGCGAGAAAGCCCGGAAGAUAGUGGAGUCCUAUUUCAGACUCAAUUCCACCCUAUAUUUCUCUUACACACAUCUGGUGUGCCGGACGGCCCUCUCAGGUCAGCAGGAACGGAGGAAUGAUCUGAGCCAUCCAAUCCAUGCGGACAAUUGUCUCCUGGACCCAGAAGCCAACGAGUGUUGGAAAGAGCCCCCUGCUUAUACCUUCCGAGAUUACAGUGCUCUUCUGUACAUGAACGGCGAUUUUGAAGGUGGCGAAUUUAUUUUCACUGAAAUGGAUGCCAAGACGGUGACGGCCUCAAUCAAGCCCAAAUGCGGGCGGAUGAUCAGCUUUUCCUCUGGUGGAGAGAAUCCGCAUGGCGUAAAGGCCGUCACCAGAGGUCAACGAUGCGCAGUGGCUUUGUGGUUCACCCUCAACCCUCUUUACCGGGAACUUGAGCGAAUCCAAGCCGACGAAGUCAUUGCGGCUUUGGACCAGGAGUACUUCGGACCCAUCAAGGUGGGCAUCAACCCCAAGGACGAGCUAUGAACCAGGCGAAGGACUCUCUGUCAGAAUAUUUAUUUAAUAUUUGUUGUAAAUCUUAUGAGAACCUUUUUUAUUUUUGUACAGAGUCUUGGUAUAAUUUAAAGAAGGGGUGGCACAGGACGGGCAGAGGGGCCCCUCCAUGUUCACCUGCUCCAUCUCCUCCUGCGUGGGGGACGGUUCUCCCGUCCAGAGCCUUCAGAUGAGGUUCUCCAGGACUUUCUGGAUCCUCCUUCUAAGCUGCAGCCCAAGAAAGCCAUUUUCCUUUGCCAUGAGAAUCUGCCGGGCAGGUGGCCCGGUGGCCUCUUUUCCCAACUCCAAAGACCUGCUUGAGCUUUCCACGUGCCAGGCUGAGUCCCCACUGCUGAAAAACAUUCUAGGAAUUCUUGGAUGGCGUGGAUUUCCCGCUCCCGUGCUGGAGGGAAGACCCCAGCCUUUGGAGCAAACUCUGAUUCCCAAGCCUUGGAAACUGCUUUGCUCCGAUGUUGGCACACGGAGAGUCCCCAAAGAUGCUUGCCAGGGAGGGCAAAUGCAGCCUUCCCCCAGCUUCUCUAAAGACGGGGCGAAAUUUAAGCCACCCUGGAGCAGGCAGGAAGAUUUCCCCAUCACCACCAUCACCACCCCCAUCAAGGGAAAAAGAUUUUAAAAAUGAGUUUUGUGGGCUUCAAAGCUUUGUCUUUGGAGACUUCCAGGCUGAGCAAUUCAAUUAUUUUAUAAGUUGCCUGUAGUUUUGGCCCUGUUUAUGUCAGGGCUGGUGGAAAGCUGUUUCCCCAACUGGCCACUUGCCCACAAAUUGAACUGAUUUGAAGAAUUUGCAUCAGGACAAAAGAUCGGUCCUACCUCAAUCCACAAGGUAUUUCACUCUGGAUAGUCUCACCUGAAUGUUAGUCUCUGGGGCCAGGAGGGGGGGAGUCAAAGAUGGUGGUCACAGCAUGGCAAUCCAAGCCCUCCCCUUUUCUACAUGUAUGCGACAUACACACUAAAUACAUUAAUACAAAAUUAAUAUCAAAACGCAUUAAGCACCGCAUUGCUUUGAUCUGGAAUGAUUUUCUGCAGAAGCUUCAUGGAAAACAGGAAACGGGGGGGGAGAGGGGGAGUGGAUUAUCCUUCCAGGACCAACUGUCUGUGUUUUGCCCCCCCCCCCCCAUUUCUGUAUUCCUGAAGCCGCCUCCUUGAUUCUCUCUGCAGAACAGGCCCCUGGUGCAAAUAUGCUGGAAAUUCACAUUCUUGAUUUUUCCCAGCCUUUGAAAAUAGAGAAGCAUCUGAACGGGAUUUGGGUCUACGAGGAGACAAUACCUCCAGGUGGAAUACCAGGUGCAUUGCAUAGAAAGGGUGCAGAGGGGGUUGGAUGUUAGCCACAGAACUGUGUCUCAGCCCAGGAGGAAUAAACUAAACUCAGAAAACAAAA
Molecule: messenger RNA, 3041 nt
Organism: Python bivittatus (Burmese python)
Lineage: Eukaryota; Metazoa; Chordata; Lepidosauria; Squamata; Pythonidae
Source: RefSeq, a predicted model, not a curated record